ACACCCACCUCCGUCUGUUCCCUUCAGCUCGACUUCCUACCCCUGCUAAACGCUUCAUCUGUUGGUCCCUUGCAUUCAACGCUAUAUUCUGCAUUGCACCUCGAGAAUGAUGCCCCUGCCGUCUUUGGAUUUCGGCAGGUUUGAGUACCUCUUUCUGCGUAACAACACUUUGGUCUCAACUGGUCGCCCCGGAGUUCGAUAGUUAGCAGGGUGACAAUACUAACCACGACAAGAGAGUGCAAGUGGUUAAGUCCACCGUUAGUAGUUGAGUGGCAUUUCGUUGAACGUAAACUCUACAUUUCCAAUUCUGUCUGCAGCUGAUCAUAGGUACAACUUUCCACUAUUCUUUUUUGCAUAUCCUCCAAAUCCUGCAACUUCCCAAAGUUUUAAAUUCCUACUAGCGUGAAGCAGGAAUAGUAUCAGCUUGCAAUUACAGGAAGCUACACAAUCGUCGUCCUCAGGGAAUUGUUAUCGUGGAAUGCUACUGCGGUACAUCAAACAGUUGGUCCAGGCCAGUAGAGGUCGGCAAAGACGUUGGAUGCAUGGUACUCUUUACGAGAUUCUCAUCUUACCGUCAAUUUCAGGUGGCUUGGAAAUGACAAACUUUGCCUGCUAUCAGUUGACAAUCAAACACUAAGCUCCAGGACUUUGUUGACGACCUGUUCAUCAGCAGAGUUUUUUAUAUUUAGAGUCGAGUGAAGUUGAUUCGUUUAGCACGCAUGGUUUGUGUUGUAAUUGCAAAUAAUCUUGGUAUACAGAAAGGCAGUGAAAUCAGUGCCUCGGAUGUUAUAUCUGCACACCUAUUAGCGUCUAGCUCGGAAGGCAUUUGAUGAACUUGCAGCACUAGCAAAAACCUGGUUCAUUGCCUCAUUAAGUUCGUGAUUUGUUACGCAUGCCGUGAGAACUGCAUGAUCAAUUGGUAACUAAAUUGGUGACCCCCCUAUCAAUACACCAGUUAACGUAGAACACAAGUUUUUUCUUGAAAACUUCAUCCACAGAGUUCUAUUAGGGCGAAAGGGAGCUGGAUCCACUUAAAAGCAGUUUCAGAGAAGAAAAUGCUGGAGCAGCAGGUGAAGAUGAGAGAUGAAAAAGUGAUUGUGUGGUGCAUAGCCAUAUUGCUGUUGCAAGGUUUUCAUGUCCGAGCAAGCGCUCAAGUGACCAACUUGCCGCUGCCCAGCACAGGGUUUUGCGAGUCAUUUGUGAGCCCCAUCAGCUAUAACUGUACCGAGAUGAUGGUCCAAACCCAUGAUGGAUUUCUCCUUGCAAUCCAAAGAAUCACCACAUCGAAUCCUCUCACCGUAAGAAAAGGUCCUGCCUUCUUAUACCACGGCAUCAUGGAGGGAGGAGAAACGUGGGCCUUGAAUGCAAACGAUGAUUCAUUGGCAUUCAUGAUGGCAAAUUCUGGAUAUGAAGUCUGGAUUGGAAACACUCGGUCUUCAAAUUAUACUUUUGGUCAUCUCAAGUUCACUAGGAAGGAAAAGGAAUUUUGGAACUGGUCAUGGGAUGAUCUUGUGAAAUCAGAUUUGCCUUCAAUGUUGCAAUAUGUUAACAAUUACUCAAAACAACCAGUCUAUUAUGUUGGCUACUCACAAGGAACAAUGACUGCUCUUGCAAGCCUUUCAGAAGGGUCAAUUACAGCUCUCAUCUCAAAAGCUGCUCUGUUGAGUCCAAUUGGUUCUUUAAAAUAUAUCACCUCUCCUUUUGCAUCUGCUGCCUCAUACCUAUUUGUGGAUGAGAUCCUAUUGCUUUCAGGUGUAGCUGAAUUCAGUGCAAACAGUGAUGUUGGGAAAAGGUUUCUGGACAUUACAUGUGCAUCUUCCCAAGUUGAUUGCAGGCAUGAGCUGAUUAGUCAAAUCACAGGUACUAAUUGUUGCUUCAACACAUCACAAAUAUCUGUUUACAACAAAUAUUCAAUGCAAUCUACUUCAAUGCGAAAUUUGGCACAAAUGGCUCAAAUGGUGCGGUCAGGGAGAUUCAGUAUGUAUGACCAUGGCUUUUGGAACAAUGUGAAGAAGUAUUCAUCUCUGUUCCCACCAGAGUACGACGUGUCCGUCAUUCCAGCCACUCUCCCCAUUCUCCUGGCACAUGGUGGCAAUGAUGCCCUUGCGGACCCCAAUGACGUGGCAGCUUUGAUUAGCAAAUUGGCAGGAUCUCCCCAAGUUCUUUACCUCCCAAAGUAUGCCCAUGCAGACUUUGUCAUGGGCACCAACGCUAGUCAGGACGUUUACACUCCUAUCCUUGAAUUCUUUCAGGCAUAGACUAUACAUAACUGUACAUAUACUUAUUAUAUAUACAUAUAUCACUUCCCAUUCCAGUA
Molecule: messenger RNA, 2317 nt
Organism: Physcomitrium patens
Lineage: Eukaryota; Viridiplantae; Streptophyta; Bryopsida; Funariales; Funariaceae
Source: RefSeq, a predicted model, not a curated record